This is a messenger RNA of Cynara cardunculus var. scolymus (artichoke), 1862 nucleotides long. Its product is annotated as meiotic recombination protein SPO11-1. Gene Ontology annotation, biological process: meiotic DNA double-strand break formation; meiotic DNA double-strand break processing; reciprocal meiotic recombination. Gene Ontology annotation, cellular component: nuclear chromosome. Gene Ontology annotation, molecular function: ATP binding; DNA topoisomerase type II (double strand cut, ATP-hydrolyzing) activity; DNA binding. The record is from RefSeq and is a predicted model, not a curated record. NCBI's taxonomy places the organism in Eukaryota, Viridiplantae, Streptophyta, Magnoliopsida, Asterales, Asteraceae. The transcript is spliced from 15 exons. Bases 675 to 1760 code for a protein of 361 amino acids.
UCGUGAUCUCUUGCUUAAGUCACCCGAGCACGCGCACAACUCUCCAGAUGUUUCGACAGUGACUUACGCGGCCUCAGUCGCUGGAUAACCCGCGUAACUCUAUGGUAUGGAGUCGGAAGUGACCUACACGACUAGAUCCGCGACCUAAGUCGCGUGGCUAACAGACCAAAAAUGGGUUUAGCUGCCGAUUAACUGCCAAAACUAUAUAACUUCAUCUUUCCCUCCAGAAUUUCGUGGUUAACAAAUUUCCCUCCAUUUCUCUGGUUCUUCUCCUUCUCCCACACAAUCGAUCCAUGAAUGCAUAGGAAACUCGACAGAUUCGAGUUCUCAUGCAAGAAUUUGAGUCGAUAGUUGUAUCCUCUAAACAGACGCUCGAUACUACCAUACUACUUGCGCGAAAUUCUGUUGAAAGACACUGCGUAGCCAGGCCUCCAUCUAAUCUCUAAGCAAUCGUUGAUUUUAUGUUGGUAUCUCUACUUGUUUUGAUAAGAUUGCACAUAUACGUUUUUUCUGUUUUGGUUACACCUUGUUCACACGAUUUUGCACAUAAAUAUAUAAGCAUAUUCUUGGAAAUUCUGGUUUGGUAACAUCGGUUCUAACAUAACAUAUUCUGAUUUGGAGGCAUUCCAUUAAUAAAAUAGUGAACUGCUCUAUUGACACAAGUAGGAAAUAAAAUGGAGGGAAAACGUGAGAGUUCAGGACCCAACCAUUUGUUGCAGAAGUUGCGUGAUUUUACUCAUUCAAUUGUUGAAGAUCUUUCCCAUAGUCGUUCUCCGGUGAUUUACAUCCAUCGUUUCCGUAAUUACUGCACUGAUAUUUCUGGAAACUGCUAUUGCAUCCACGAUUCAUUUAAGGGAGUGGAGAUUCUCACCCUACAACGGGAAUGCCAUGCACGUAGGUUGGCAAUUUUAUUGCGAGUGCUACUUAUUGUUCAACAACUUCUACAAGAGAAUAGGCAUGGGUCAAAGAGAGACAUUUAUUAUAUGCAUCCUUCUGUGUUUCGAGAACAAUCUGUUGUAGACCGCGCCAUCAAUGACAUUUGCAUCCUUCUUCAGUGCAGCCGCCACAACCUAAAUGUUGUGUCUGUCGCGAAAGGAUUGGUGAUGGGAUGGUUGAGAUUCUCAGAAGCUGAUAGGAUAUUCAACUGCCUAAACCACCCUGAUACCGCACACUCUAUUCCGGUACAUGUAGAAGAAGUGAAAGAUAUUAUCAGCGUUGCAGACUACAUAUUAGUCGUGGAGAAGGAAUCAGUAUUCCAACGACUAGCAAAUGAUUGUUUUUGCAAGACUAAUCGUAGCAUUGUCAUCACGGGCAGAGGUUAUCCCGAUAUUCAGACAAGGAGGUUCUUGCGGGUACUCAUUGAACAGCUGCACCUGCCGGCCUAUUGUUUGGUUGAUUGUGAUCCAUAUGGAUUUGACAUCUUGACCACAUACCGGUUUGGUUCAAUGCAAAUGGCAUAUGAUACAAAGACCAUGAGGCUUCCUGAGAUACAAUGGCUUGGAGUGUUUCCUUCAGAUGCUGAGAAAUAUAGUGUUCCACAACAGUGUCUCCUUCCUAUGACAUCUGAAGAUAGGAUCAAAACAGAGGCAAUUUUGAAUAGAUGCUAUUUCCAGAGGGUAGUGCCAGAGUGGAGGGUGGAACUACAAUUGCUGCUGCAAAGUGGAGUCAAGUUUGAGAUUGAAGCAUUAUCUGUGCACUCACUAACCUUUUUGUCUAAAGAGUAUAUACCAACUAAGAUUCAAGGUAGAUCCUUUAUGUAGCAUCCUAACUUUUCUUCUAUACCAUUCCUUUUGUUUGUGGAAAUUCAACCUAGAACUUUCAAAUUCAAAUUUGACGCAAAGUCCCAAACAUUUGAGGGCCAA